Molecule: messenger RNA, 6178 nt
Organism: Stegostoma tigrinum
Lineage: Eukaryota; Metazoa; Chordata; Chondrichthyes; Orectolobiformes; Stegostomatidae
Product: ankyrin-1-like
Exons: 23
Coding region: 1-3135 (1044 amino acids)
Molecular function (GO): protein-folding chaperone binding
Source: RefSeq, a predicted model, not a curated record
AUGGCCCAAGCUGCCAAACAGUUAAAAAAGAUCAAAGAUGUGGAAGCUCAGGCACAGCUGGAGCAGGAGAAAAAGGAGGAGGAGAAGAGGAAGCGGAGGAACCGUUCACGGGAGCGCAAAAGGAAGGCAGACGCUGCGACCAGUUUCCUCCGAGCAGCCCGAUCUGGGAACUUGGACAAACUCCUCGACUACCUGAAGGCUGGGACCGAGAUCAACACGUGUAACCAGAAUGGCCUGAACAGCCUGCAUCUGGCUUCGAAGGAAGGUCACGUCAAGGUGGUGUCAGAGCUCAUACACCAUGGCAUCGCGCUGGAGACCGUCACCAAGAAAGGGAACACAGCUCUGCACAUCGCCGCUCUGGCUGGGCAGGAACAAGUUGUCAAGGAACUUGUCCACUAUGGAGCCAACAUCAACGCCCAGUCCCAGAAAGGAUUCACACCGCUCUACAUGGCUGCUCAGGAGAAUCACCUCGACGUGGUGAAGUUCCUGCUGGAAAAUGGUGCCAACCAAAACGUUGCGACUGAGGAUGGGUUCACCCCGUUGGCUGUCGCCCUGCAACAGGGCCAUGAGAAUGUGGUGGCCGUGUUGAUCAGUUAUGGGACCAGGGGGAGAGUCUGCCUGCCUGCCUUACACAUCGCAGCUCGCAACGAUGACACACGGACCGCGGCGGUACUCCUUCAGAACGAUCCCAACCCUGAUGUCUUGUCCAAGACGGGCUUCACACCACUCCACAUUGCAGCGCAUUACGAGAAUCUCAACAUCGCCCACAUGUUACUGACCCGAGGGGCAAACAUUAACUUCACCCCCAAGAAUGGAAUCACGGCCUUGCACAUCGCCUCCAGACGAGGGAAUUCCAAAAUGGUCAGGUUCCUCUUGGAUCGGGAAGCUCAGAUCGACGCUCGCACAAAGGACGAGCUGACGCCUCUUCACUGUGCGGCAAGAAAUGGCCACGUUCGCAUCGCCGAGAUCCUCCUAGAUCGCCGCGCCCCCAUUAUGGCUAAGACCAAGAACGGCCUGUCUCCGAUCCACAUGGCUGCUCAGGGUGAACACCUGGACUGUGUGCGCCUCCUGCUCCAGUACGAAGCGGAAAUCGAUGAUGUGACCCUGGAUAACCUGACCCCUCUACACGUGGCUGCUCACUGUGGGCACCACAAGGUAGCCCGCCUCCUGCUGGACAAAGGGGCCAAGGCGAGCGCCAGGGCACUGAACGGCUUCACCCCGUUACACAUUGCCUGCAAGAAAAACCACAUCCAAAUGAUGGAGCUGCUGCUGAAACAUGGAGCUUCGCUCGAGGCUGUGACUGAGUCGGGGCUAACCCCCCUGCACGUUGCUGCCUUCAUGGGGAACCUGAACAUUGUCACCAAGUUACUGCAGCAUGGGGCCUCUCCCAAUGUCUCCAAUGUGAAAGUUGAAACCCCAUUGCACAUGGCAGCCAGGGCCGGGCAGACUGGCGUGACACACUUCCUUCUGGAGAACAACGCUGACGUUGAUGCCAAAGCUAAAGACGAUCAGACCCCCCUGCACUGCGCCGCCCGCCUCGGCCAUCUCGAAGUGGUCAAGCUCCUGCUGGCAAACGGGGCGUGCCCAAGAUCGGCCACCUCCACCGGCCAUACGCCCCUGCACCUGGCCUCCCGGGAGGGCCACCUGGAUGUGGCGGAGGUGCUGCUAGACCAUGGUGCCUCACUCACGCACAUGACCAAGAAAGGCUUCAGCCCUCUCCACAUGGCUGCAAAGUAUGGAAGGGUGCAAGUCAUGGAGAUGCUUCUGCAACAUGGUGCACAGCCAAACUGCGCAGGAAAGAACGGCCUGACCCCUCUCCAUGCGGCAGUGCACCAUGACCACGCCGACAUUGUGGAGCUCCUCCUGAGCCACGAGGCAUCCCCACACUCAGCAGCCUGGAAUGGAUACGCCCCAUUACACAUCGCAGCCAAACAGAACCAGGUGGAGAUCGGGAAGAAACUGCUGGAACAUGGAGCAUCACCCGACACCGAGUCCUUUCAGGGAGUGAGCCCCUUACACCUGGCUGCCCAGGAUGGCCACGUCGACAUGGUGGCACUCCUGCUGGAGCACGGAGCGAAUGCCAGCCUGGCCAGUAAGAAUGGCCUGACACCGUUACAUCUGGUCGCCCAGGAGGACACGGUCCCUGUCGCUGAAUUACUCAUCGAUCAUGGAGCAUCGACCGAGCCAACCACCAGGAGUGGAUACACACCCCUGCAUGUGGCCUGUCACUAUGGAAACAUCAACAUGGUGAAGUUCCUGCUCCAGCACAAAGCCAAUGUCAAUUCAAAGACCCAGGUCGAGUACACCCCCCUGCACCAGGCUGCUCAGCAAGGUCACACCGACAUUGUUAAUCUCCUCCUCAAGCACGGAGCGUCUCCGAAUGAAACCAACGCGAGUGGCAGCUCUGCACUCGCAAUCGCAAAGAGACUUGGCUACAUCUCUGUCACCGAUGUCUUAAAGAUGGUGACAAACGAACCCGUGAACAUGCCACCGGCAGGCAUGCAGUCCCACGAUGUCUGGGCCCAGACCCGAGCGCCAAGCCUCCCACCGUCGGCGCAGCAAUUCCCCCACGCCAUGCCGCCUUUCGGGAGCGGUGUUGUUUCCAGACCAGCUCCAGGCUGGCAGAACACAUCCAUGUACGAGCAGAAGGAUCUCCCGUAUCCCGUGAACCAUCAGGAUCUCCGGGGAGCCUGCCUCAGCGGCCCUGGUUACACAGGGAGUGAGCAGCAGCCUGCAGGCUACGCCCCCGUGCCGAGCCCGGACCAGCCCGCAAACCCGCCGCCCGCUCCCAGGGUGGAGUACAGCGCCCCCCCGACCGUCUACAAGCCCCCCAAGGAGAAAGCCGCCGCCCCGACCAGCAAUGGGCUGCAGCCGGCCGGAGUCGCCGGCCAUCCCGGGCACGCCAAGGUGGAGCAGGUCCUGGCCACGCUGCAGCAGCUGGAGGCCGAGGUGGACCGCUUCAGCGGCAAGAAGGGUGACAAGAUGUACCGCUUGCUGGAGGAGCUGCUCACCAAGCAGCUGCUGGAGGCCGACGCCGUGGAAACAGACGGUCACGAGCACGUCCGGCUGGCCCGCAAGGAUGCUGUGCACAAGAUUCAGGGUGUGCUGGAGAAACUGGAGACUCUGGCAGGCUAGACCCGCGGAGGGAGCGUGCCCGACGCUGUCCCGUGUCACCGUUUUCGAGCGAGUACCCACCGCCGGUGACUCGCCAUAGGAAGCCGGUCGACUGACCAGGGCAGCACAAUGACUAACCCCACCCCCCCAACAACCUUCCACCCCACCAGCCCACUGCUGCUGAUAGGACCCUGAUACCACUCAGUAGAUAGCUCAGCUUGCGCUGCAGACAUGCUGGGAAACGUGUGCUCUGACAGAAGUGUUGCCUUGUCAACAUCUACGACCAGCCAAGAGAAGACUUUCCCUCUGGCAGCAAGCGUGGGAAUAUACCGCGACCGAUUUUACAGGAAUCCCUCUUUUUCUUGGUUUUGACAGCAGAUUGAUUAAAGCCCUCUCACUAGAACCAGCGACCGUCAUUUCACUGCGCUGGGGUUGCAGCGCCCAGCCGAUGAACACCCCAUCCCAGAGCCAGGGUCGGUGACAAACAAAUAGAUGGUCCUUUUGCCCACCCUCCCAGAACGUGCCGUGCCGUGCCGUCGGAGGGAGGGCGAGUGUGUGUUUCGAAGCGAUGCCUGUCUGCCCAGAGGUACCUGCAUUGACGGACGCUGACCACGAGCCAGAUUCACCUUCGCACUCUGCAACAAGGUCUGAUUACCUUUGUUUAUAUCAACCUCACAGACCACUUGCAAUCAGUCACCGCCCUCCCCCUGCUCUGACACUGUCAUCUCCUCCCACCGCUCCCCAUUUUAAAAAAAAACACAAAUCCUGAUAAAAGCCACUUGGAAAUCUUAGGUGACAAGGAUUUCUCUGUAAUAAAAUGCGAAACACUGCCACGGCAGGGGUCUGAGCACAAGGACGAUUGGUGGAAACACUGGCAGAAAACAGAGAGGUUCAUGAUAAGUUAUGUUCGACUGAGUGGUGUUCAUAGGCUGUUUGAUGAACCAGUGUCUUCUCGAACCACACAGUGCGCACCUUCAAGUUCUGAUUCUCUGCCCUCCUGAUGUUUGAUUCACGGGAAUGGGAUUAAAUAAGUAAUGAACGGUAUGGAUCACUGUGUAAACGGUUAGUAGGGGGAGGAUGGAGCUCCCAGGAGAGGCAUGUAAAAUGUUUGCUCAUCGUCAGUGAAGCUGGUGCGUGUUCUCACUGUCUCCUUAUGUCCCCUCUUGGUGCUGCUCUCUGAAUACAAUACAGUGCAAGUCAAAUAGUCACCUGUAUCGACUGUGCCCAGAGCGUGGGCUUCAAACUCGGGAAGCGAAUUUGCCAUCUCUCUCGGUUCUCGGUGCUUUCUCGCUGUGCCAUUUCUUGUUCUCCCAAUCCUCUCGCACCUAGUGGUGUGGGUUUGGACAGACAGCGUGGUGCGGACUGGGGAGCAUCUCUCAACGGGACGAGCCAGACUGAGUGCUUCGCGCCUUGAGCAAAACUCUCGCUGUGAUGCAUGCUGUCCGUCCAAGCUCCGUCACAUCGCUGUCAUUCACAGAUGGAGGGGCUGGUUUUGUUUUUGCCAGGGGUGGCUAUCAGUGCCGCUCAUUAAACACUGCGUUCAUGCCUGUCUAUUUGUGCUGGUGGGGCACGGACCCUCAAUGGGUGUCUCACGGAAAACCUGUCCCCUCUUCCCACCCCCACCCCCACCUCCGUGUCUUUGUUCAUCUGUCCCUCCUUGUUGGAGGUCUCAUCCCUGCUUUCUCCAUUCUGUUCCACUCCUUCACGUCUUUUUUUUUCUUACCCCCCUGCCGCCCCUUUAAACGAGAAGCCCCUCCAUUGAUGAGCAGUUUGCACAGAACCUCGCUUUGACAGUGUAGCUUGGCAGGACUGGGACCAAUGUUCCUCAGCCUGUCUGAACCCCCGUUCCCCCACCCCCACCAAAAAAAAGAGUGGGUCCUGACCUCUCAGUGUGGCCCUUGUCUUUGGGACAGGGGGGGGUGGGGGGGGCGCACACGAGCUGGCUGCUUUCCCCCUUGUGGAGAUGCCUUUUGAAGCUUGGUUCCGAUCUCCCAAUCCUCACCCGAAGCUUGGGAAAAGUGAGAGUUUCACACUCCUUGAAGCAGAGAAGCCAACUGGGAACCCUCCACUGAGUUCUAGGCUGAGUGCAAGAACCUGGAGGCCAGUUUCCUAACUGGGCAUGUGCUCCCCCUGCAUGUUCUCCCUCACCAGCGCCUCAUCAUCUUCCCCCCCACCACCCAGCUAUCAAUGCAGCAAGAACUGAGGAUGGCCAAUACCUGCGUGCACCACUUUUGCACAAACCGAUGGGUUUUGCUUUGCCCCUCCAUCUCCACGCGGGGACUGCAACCCGAGUCUCCCCUGACUUCAGCAACUGUCUGUUCAACCAGUUCUCUCCGAGUCCCUUCGGUCGUUUUUGCCUCCUGUGUGAGCCGUCCCAGUGCCACGUUGAGUGGUGUCGGAGUUGUGAAAAGAAGGCUGUGUUUCGUUUGCUUGGGGAGUGGGUCGCAGUGGAUGACUUCUCGUGGGCUGGUGUGAAAUCUCUCGUGCCCUUCGGCUACAUCAGGCUGACUGUGGUUUUAUAUAUAAAUAUCUAUAUUCUAUAUGCAUGAUGUAACCAUUUAUACUUUGUAAACCCUUGGAACAAGAGUUCAAUUGGAAUAUGGAGCAUGGUGUCUCGUAAGUGUAAAUGCAUUCGCACACGCGUGCACACACACUAGCCUCCCCUUCAAAAUCAGAGCAGUGGCACACACCAUGAUUGACCCCAACAAACCAUGUUCCAAAAUCCACAAGAAUCUUCUGCUCACUUCUCAUUUUCCUUGUCCAACAAUCUCAGGUAUCUUGCAGUUCUUUGAUCAUUGUAAAAAAAAAAGUGGCAAUGGAUCUCACAUGUUUCGAAGGCAGCGAUGCAAAUGUUUCUUAAAAGAAAAUUAAUUUUUUGACGAGAAUUAUAUCUUUGAUAUCAAACAACAAGUGAUUGUGCUUCUUUUUGGUGAGUUGUCUGUUUGCGCCGCUGCAGUUGCUGAUCGUCUUGUAACAUGCUCUCUGUGUCAGCGUCGAGUGCGGUCUGUCUUCCAUGUCUCUCGUUUGCACUGAUCCGUGCAAUAAACGUCCCCCGUUUCACUCA